This is a messenger RNA of Phyllopteryx taeniolatus (common seadragon), 2533 nucleotides long. RefSeq names its product apoptosis, caspase activation inhibitor (gene aven). The record is from RefSeq and is a predicted model, not a curated record. NCBI's taxonomy places the organism in Eukaryota, Metazoa, Chordata, Actinopteri, Syngnathiformes, Syngnathidae. Gene Ontology annotation, biological process: negative regulation of G2/M transition of mitotic cell cycle. The transcript is spliced from 6 exons. The coding region runs from base 90 to 1067 and encodes 325 amino acids.
CGUGUUUGGCGGGACACUAUUCAAUAUAACACCAACACAAAGGUUUUGGUACGACACGUAAAGCCGUCUGGUGGGAAAAGUGGACCGUCAUGGAAGGUAGACCGACCAGAGUCAGGGGAGGAGGUUGGAAAAGAGGUGGCCGCGGCGGAAACGACGGUGGCAGGUUUGGUGGUGAACACAGAGGCAGAAGCAGAGGCAGAGGAGGCCACCACCGCGGCCGGGGCACAAAAGAUCACCACCGCGGUCGUGGACGUGGCGGAAAUGUACAUGCAACGGAAUUCCAACACCGGAGUGAAGUUGAAGAGGGUGACUUUGAUGAAGAGGGUCACAGUACAGUUUUCUCCAGGAGGAAACUGCAGUCCAACUGGGACCGUUAUGAAGAUUCGGAGACGCAGGAAACCCCUGACAACAUGCCCACUCUAAGAGGAACUGACUAUCAUGUCCUGCUGGGCUCUGCAGGGGAUUGCUUCACUCAAUUCCGCUUUUCUGAAGAAAAAGACUGGGAGAAGGACACAUUUUCAUCCAGUCAGAUGUCUACCAUGUUUGUGGACCUCCCAGCAUUGGCCCAGAGGCUUGAACAAGUGCCUCUUCAUCAGAGACUCAACCUGGAAGCUGAGCUAGUUCAGGUUUCAACACCAGUCAACCUGCCCACAAUGACUUUGGCCCCCCAACAGGAGAAGCCCAAGCUCUCCUCAUUCACACCUCCAUCCCUAGCUUCGAAAGACCCUAGCACCGCUCUUAAUACCACCAAGACUUUAAGCCUAGCUGCCAGCGCUGACUUUCAGGCUCCCUCGAGUGCCGUUACGCCCUCGGCGGACGACGUGGAUGAAGAGCUGGACCAGCUGCUCACUUUAGCGAAACCGUUGUGUCCUGUCUCAGGAGGCCAGCCUGUCAACGUUGAGAGCACUGGUGUGCUGAAAGAGUUAGACACAGUGACUGAGGUGCUAAUUGAAGAGAAGAUGGAGGAGACCAAAGACGACCAAAUUGCACCUCCCGUGUCCGCUUCUGUCAAGCAGGAAAUGACUGAGGAGGACCUGGAGGACUGGUUGGACAGCAUGAUCUCCUGACCGUCACAGCGAGGUGGAUCGUAGCAAAGACAGGAGCUACAAGCAAAAACCUGGACUGAAAUUUGCCAUGCCGAUAUGGAGGCUGCAAUGCCCAAACAUGCGAAUGUUGCAUCCAUCUAGAGCUAAAAUUUAGUGCAUUUAAAAUCUAUAAAUACUGUGCGCACGCGCACACACACACAUACACCUAUGUUAGCAACCAAAAUGGUCAUUAAUUUAAAAGGGUACAAAUGUGUAGGCCUCUAUACGCCAAGGAACCAUAUUUGGUUAGUUGAGCACCCAGCCAAUCAAAAAAGAGAAGUAGUGGGAAUAAUACAAAUGUAAAUUAAUUAAAUAUAAAGAUAAUACAAUUAUUGUAACUACAAUGAUGAUUAAACAUUUUGAAUCAUUACUUAAAGGGGACAGAAGAAAAUUGGAAGCCCUAUUAUGUUAAAGCCAAAAGACCUGCAGUGUUACCAUGUGCAGGAUCUGCCCAUUCAUUGACAAGUGUAAUUUGGCGGCUUGGUGGUAGUGCUCCCUCCAUGGGUGAAAAUAUAAAUUGUGCUGUCACUUCUUCCUCAUGGGGGCUUGCUUUUGUGUACAUAAAAUGGGGCUGCUUGCGAACAAGUAGCCAAUCACCUCGUCGCAGUGCCCCAGCUUUUCCCUGGUUGUCAUGGUAACGAACAGUUUUAAAUUGUCGCCUUUAAGUAAGUGUUUGCAAUGAGUGUCCCGUCAGGGGCCUUUUUUUUUUUUUUUUUUUUUUUAAAACCUUUGACUGAUAAGAUAAUGCAUGUCAGUAUUAUAUCAGAUUGAGAACAUGUAGGUCACUAUCAAAGGGAUUAGCUGCUUAAGUGACGAGUCAUGUUUUAUUGCCUCAGUUUACUUUAUUCAUUCCCGUCUCUCGUUUGAACAAAUGCAAAACUACUACAUGUGUGUGUAUAAUGUAUAUUUCCAUAAAACAGCAGCUGAUGUGGCAUCAAUGUGUUUUUCUUUUGUUCUCUGUUUGGCUCUUCUGUUGUGGAAACAAGUGCAGACAGGCAGCAUAAGAAAAAACUGAACAUUUUACACGUCUAGAUUUUAUAUAACAAAUGUUUUUUUUUUCUUUCACAUAAAAGCCACAAAAUUAGCAUAAGCAUGAGCACUGUCUGUGUCAAGAGGGACAAAAAUGUCUUGUUUUUUUGUGUGUGCAUAGUUUCUUAAAAGGCACCUUGGCAUUUAAAGUGACGAGUCAUGUUUAAACAGAUUUUUAAAAGGCAGAUAUGAGGUUUAAUUUCUGUAUCAGCGGCGAUCAAAAAUAAGUACUGUAAUUUCUCGUGUAUAAUGCGCAUUUCCCCCCCCAAAAAAUUGUCAAGUCAAUAGUGUGCAUUAUACAUAGGGAAUGAACAACAACCAUCAUUCAGUUCUUUAUGGUUCUGUUUUAUUUAAUGAUAAUGCUUUUCUGAAAUGCUUGACCGUUUAAUUUGAAUCCCAUUAAAAUAAAAUUAAAUGUU